Oncorhynchus keta (chum salmon) is the source of this 6524-nucleotide messenger RNA. Its product is annotated as roquin-1-like. The transcript is spliced from 19 exons. Gene Ontology annotation, molecular function: metal ion binding. The record is from RefSeq and is a predicted model, not a curated record. NCBI's taxonomy places the organism in Eukaryota, Metazoa, Chordata, Actinopteri, Salmoniformes, Salmonidae. Bases 592 to 3798 code for a protein of 1068 amino acids.
UGGAGGCUGGGAUGGACUAUGCAUGGCUCUUUCAAUAACCAAUCAGUGCAAUUUCCAGCAAAAUAUUCUGUACAACAAAAGUGAUAUGCAUGUGCAAAUGUUUUUAUUAUGUAAAUUACAGUAAAGCAAAUUUGCAACAUUUUCCUUUUAGAAAUUGUGUUAUAGUAAACUGCCUAUGUGUUACAAUUUUUUUUCUCAGGUCUUGCACCUUUCCUUACUGUUCUGGGUGCUGUCUGACACACACCCUACCUAAUAGACAGUAACUCGCUUGCUCGUUACUGCCAGGCUCCAGCUACACCGAGGAAAUACAACAAUAUUAUCAUAGAAACAGCUGAAGAUUGAUGGCAUUUUAUUGGAAAUUGUCAUACCAUGUACUGAAUGUUCAUGAUGUCUGAACAUUUAGAAGAAAAUUGAUGGUCAGAAGAGUUUUUGAUUCCAGUGGAAUUUGUCACGUCUUUUGCGUCACUUUGUUUUCGAAAAGAAAACGCACCCUACGUGGCAACGCACUGAAGGAUCUACCUUUUUAUUUGAAAGGGAAGGCGUUUUUUGUCGAAGCCAUUGUGCUUCCCCUAGUGACCUCUGUGGGUUACAAUGCCUGUACAAGCGCCGCAAUGGACGGAAUUCCUGCUGUGUCCCAUCUGCACCCAGCUGUUCGAGGAGAGCGUCCGCAAGCCCAUCAGCCUGGGCUGUGGACACACCGUCUGCAAGAUGUGCCUGAACAAGCUGCACCGCAAGGCCUGCCCCUUCGACCAGACGGCCAUCGCUUCCGACAUCGAGCUGCUGCCUGUCAACACUGCCCUACUGCAGCUGGUGGGAGGACAGGUGCCCAAACGGCAGCCUACCACCUUGCUGACGGGGCCAGAGGACAUAGCCCACUAUGAGGAAGCCAGUGAUUGUGUGGAGGAGCUGGCUCUGUACCUGAAACCACUGAGCAACAGCAGAGGGUUGAGCACCAGCGGUGCACAAAGCUCUCUGAGCCGGCCCAUGCAGAGGAAGCUGGUGACCCUGGUGCACUGUCAGCUGGUGGAGGAGGAGGGCCGGGUGAGGGCCACGCGGGCGGCCAGGUCCCUAGGGGAGCGCACCGUCACUGAGCUCAUUCUGCAGCACCAGAACCCACAGCAGCUCUCCUCCAACCUGUGGGCUGCAGUCAGAGCAAGAGGCUGCCAAUUCCUCGGCCCAGCGAUGCAGGAGGAGGCUCUGAAGCUGGUGCUGUUGGCUCUAGAGGACGGCUCCGCUCUGUCCAGGAAGGUCUUGGUGCUGUUUGUGGUCCAAAGGUUAGAGCCACGCUUCCCCCAGGCCUCUAAGACCAGCAUAGGCCACGUGGUGCAGCUCCUCUACAGGGCCUCCUGCUUUAAGGUGACCAAGCGAGACGAGGACUCGUCCCUGAUGCAGCUGAAGGAGGAGUUCCGGACAUACGAGGCACUGCGGCGCGAACAUGACUCCCAGAUUGUCCAGAUCGCCAUGGAGGGUGGCCUCCGCAUCGCCCCUGACCAGUGGUCCUCUCUGCUCUAUGGGGACCAGUCGCACAAGUCCCACAUGCAGUCCAUCAUCGACAAGUUGCAGACGCCAGCGUCGUUUGCUCAGAGCGUUCAGGAGCUGACCAUUGCCCUGCAGAGGACAGGCGACCCGGCCAACCUGAACCGUCUGCGACCACACCUGGAGCUGCUUGCCAACAUCGACCCCAGCCCAGACUCCCCUCCCCCCACGUGGGAGCUGCUGGACACGGGCUUGGUGGCGGUGAAAACGGUGGUGCACGGCCUGGUGGACUUCAUCCAGAACCACAGCAAGAAGGGGAGCGACACGCAACAGCCUCCCCAGCACAGUAAAUACAAGACGUACAUGUGUCGGGACAUGAAGCAGAAGGGGGGCUGUCCUCGAGGAGCCAGCUGCACCUUCGCCCACUCUCAGGACGAGCUAGAGAAGUAUCGUAAGAUGAACAAGCGUCUGGCCGCCCGACGGCCCCUCAGCCUAUCCUUGACGCAGCUCAACGAGGUGGGCCUAUUGCCCGAGGAGGUGGGGAUGAUGGAGGGGCUGGCCCACAAGGGCCUAACCAAUGGCAUGGUGGCAUCAGUCACAGGCUCCGCCCUGCCCCAGCUCAUCUCCCGCGGUGCCGACCCCUCUUAUGAGCCCAUUAUGCGGAAGCCCCAGUCCCAGGGAAGCCACAGUGCCCCCGGCUCUCCCCCUGACUUACUGGACCCCGUGCCCAAUCGGUCCAUGGCCCACCCCAGGAUGGCAGUGGACCACCUGGCCAUGCAUAAGCCAGUGCCCAGGGGGCCCCCCAUGUACCCCUCACAGCAGGGUGAACAUUUCUACCCCCCUGAGCCCAGGGCACCACCAUCAGCCAUGCAGUACGAGUCCACCCAGUACCCCCCAGGUAACCCCCCCUACCCCUACCAGUCCUCCCAGUACCUUCCCCAGCCCCGCUACGUUCGGAACCUCCCUCCCCCUAACGACCUGGCCACGCCUGCCUACCCAGAGUCCCCCUACCCCGGCACCUACCCACAGGAGCAUGAGUGUCCCCCUCCCCCACAGCCCUCGGGUCCCCACUUCUCCAAUGCCAACCCCCAUGGGUACCCACCUCCCCCUCAUUACGACGGCCGUCGACACCCCUCCUACCCGCCGCCACCUCCACAAACCUAUCCCCACCGGGAGGAACUCUCCUCCAUGCCUGCGGACGAGGCCUCCAGAGAAAGAUACCCUCCCGAGGGUUACCAGCCCGCUGGCUCCCACAUGAGGCCCUACUCCACACGGGAGGAUUACAGUCGGCCCCAGCCCCCUCCCACUCUGGACUACCUGCACCGCCGACGCCAGGAGAUCAUGGCCCAGUUGGAGGACAGGAAGCAGGUCACUCCCCCACCCUUUGCCCCCUCGCCCACGCUGCCACACACCUACGAGUCCAACUACACACAGGAGCAACAGCAGUACAUGGAGAACUCCCAAGUGUUUGCAAAGUACCGUGAGCCAGACUACGCUAGCCAGUACUCUCCUUGGUCAUGUGACACCAUUGGCUCCUACAUUGGCAGCAAGGAGGGGAAGUCUAAAGACACCAUGGAGAGGAUGAACACUGAGGGGAAAGGUGCGGAGGGCCAGCGCAGGUCGGCCGAGGCCAGAGACGACGACCCUAUCAUCCCCUUCGGCUCCCUGCCCACUGUGUCGCGCUUCGGGGUGAUCUCCCGCACCCCCAAGACGGGCUACCAGAUGGCCGGGCCAGGGCAGGCCGUGACCCCCCCACAGGGGACCAACAGCCCCAAACACACCGCUGCAACAGCAGACUACCCCUAUGGGAACGGUGCAGGGUGGGGUGUUGCCGCGUACACCCAGCCCCCUCAGGCCCACCUCAGUGAAAGGCCAGUCCAGGAGAGGGAGCAGCUGACGAUGGAGCUCCAGCAGGUCAAUCGGCAGAUCAACAAGCAGACUGCCCAGGCGGCCCAACCCAGCCCGGGGGAGUGGUCGUCGGGGAGCGUCUCCAGCCAACAGCUGAGCCUGGAGCUCCACCAUGUGGAGAGGGAGAUUGGCAAGAGGACCCGCCAGAUAGCCCUGGAGAACCAUGUGUCUCAUGAUGGGAGCGGGGCAUACAAGCUGAAGCCCACUGAGAACAAAAUGCAGAGAGAGGAGCACUCGUUGGUUCUCAGUGAGGGCUAUAACGGUUCCAGUUGUGUUCUGCUGGAUGGCAGUGCGGCCGGCAGCAUUUUGUCCUGCCUGACCAGCAAUACCUCGUCCCUCAGCCUGUCCUCAGACCUCCCCACCACCGGGGGAACUGACCGACAGGAGAACAUCGCGGUCCUCCCGUGUUCCUAGCCACACAACUGGAGUCUGGUGUGCAGACACCUUUUUACAGAGAACGUCAAAGUCCUCUGAGGACCUGGUUGGGAGUUGUCGGUGUGUUAGCCGCUAGGGGAUGCUAAUUUACCAACUUAUGGGAUCACUCUGAACGUGGGUCAACGUACAUCUUUACCAUGCCUUGACUCCCUAUUGAGGAAUUGGACUAAUAAUGUACGUUCUUUGUACAUUUAUUCAGUUAUUCACCUCUUUUAUUUGAUGUGUUUGUUACUAUUUUGUAGACCAAUAUAAACUGGUCUCUCGAGACAUCUUAAAAACACCAAUUUUGGUGUGACCUUUUUUUUUUUAUGUAUAAUCGCUAUGUAACAUUAUACUAUUGUUGAUUUUUGGUGUUACUAUUUCUUGGGAAAGCGCUAUUGACAUUUGAACAAUCGUAAAGAUUGGAUACAAAACCCUUGCUGUAAUGCAUUGUAGAGACAGAAUUUGUGGAAGGUUCAAAAGAAUGUAAUGGUUUGUUAUAUUGCCAUGCUUCAUGGGUUAGGCUACUUCUUAAAGGGCAAUUCCACCACUUUUUUUUUUUUUUUUACCUCAUUGAUCAUUACCAAACCAGUGUCUACAUUGUGUAAACAGCACGUUUCUAUGACCUGUGGUUAAAAUGACAAAGGUCCUUUAAAAAAUGCUUCUCUGGGACAUCAGAGCAGGAUUAAAAGUUUUUUUUUUUUUUUUUUACAACAACAAAAUAAACAUUGAUUUUUAAAACCGGCAAUGAGUUUAUAGCCCAAGGGAGGAUAUUUUCAUGGUCCCUGUGUCACUGCGACUCGCAUAGUGUUUGAAAAUCACUUUUUAAAAUGUAGCUUUUGAUGUCAUUCGGGUAGAAUGUAACUUUAAAAAAUAAAAUGUAGAAAUGCACCAUUUACACAUGUUGACAAUGGUAUUGUGCUGGAGAUAAUGAAAAUGAGGUAGAAAAGUGGUGGAGUUUGUCCAUUUAACAUGCUGUGGUUUCUAAGAACUGCUUUCGAUCCGAGGUAUUAACCAGAAGGAACUGCCAUUGCCCGCACUGGGAAAGUGAAUUACCUCUUAAAUUAACUACUGUGGUUCAAAGCCCUGUCUGUUGCUCAAUGAUUUUUUUCAUAUUUAAGUGUUUGAAAAAAGGUGAACAUUUUGCACCAGUGCAAAUUAAUAUAAUAUUAAAACUUAAACAUGUAUGUUUAAAUAUGUCCUUAUAAAUGUACGUAUUCGCUUCUUUCGAAAAACAAAUUGGUGGGAAAAUGUAUCCUUUUAAUGUGUCUGAAUGGGAAUUCUCUUCACUCCAUACCUUCACUGCUAUCAUUUGAAUACUGUCUGUUCUCAGUCGUUCUAUUGUUGAGCGCACUGAUUGAGGCUUAAGAAAUGUGACGAGCUUUCCAGCAGGUUGACUAUUUCAAAGUUUAAGAUGCAAACCUACAGGCUUGUCUAUACAGUACAUCAACUUCCCACUGUUAAUUCAACUCCUUCAAGAGUCAGCAUUUAUAUUAAAUGGUCUCUACAUAUCAGCUGUGCAAAGAUGAGUCAAUCAGCUGAUUGCCAAUGCAGAGCCGAGGAACCGCUUAUCCUUUGAGACAAAGGAGUUCAGUGCCAGAAUCUACACUUGUAAAACUGCAACGCAAGUUAAUAUUUAAGACCCAUUGAUACCGGGAAACUCACCUGUUUGUUUACAUAGCCAUUUUGUGUCUUUCAUCCAAACAAGAAAAUAUUUUGGGCUGUCGUAGCAUUGUCUGGUCUGUGUUUGAUUAGAGGAAAGACAUCUGCCGUUUCCAAGGGGCUUUUAUUUUUCCAACCCUUCUAGAAGGUUGUCUGUUUUUUGAAGUUGUGGAGAGAAGAUCCCGGUAGUCUUUUAUUUUAUGCUUCCUAAUUUAAAUUAAGUGUGUGUGUGAUGAUUGACUCGUAUUGGGUAAACGCAGUAACAUUUUGAUAGUAGGAUAGCCAUACACCAAGACAACACGAGUAACUUAAUUAUUUUCCAAGAAUGUUACUUUCUUGUCCAGGAAAUGUCUUCAGUUAUUCAUUGAGUUUUUACUAAAUACUGCGGAAUGAAUUACUUCUUAGGAUUUGCUAAUAAGGACAACUAAAUCCAAUCAGUGUUCCCCCUAUAUUCAUUACAAAGCGGUGGCCCACCUCUGCUUAAUUGUUGCCACCGCUGCAAACAAGUAGCACAGGAUCACUUAACUUUUAAGUUGAUAUGAAAUGUACCAUUAACCCACAUUGUAACACCUCACACACUGACAGGCGAUGGGUAUUAUUGGGAGUUGAUUUCCAUGUGAGCGGCCAUGUCCCAAUGGGAGAGACCGCUUUUCUUUUUCUCUUGUUCACGCUGAACACACUCAUUGGUUUGGGAACUGUAAUUGGGACAUGUAAUUGCUUUGGGAAAUGUAAUUGCUUUUGAUUACUACGACCCAAGUUGUCUUGUAAGAAUUUGCUUAAUUAAGUGAAGGUACAUGUUUAACUUCAACAUGAUGAAGACAAUGUUUGUUUUUAUAUUCUACUCCCUUAAGGAAUGUUUAGAAUAUUUUUACAAUGUGGAUGUAGCUGUUAUACCAUUUCUCUUUUGUUAAAGAAUUCACUGUGUGAAAAUUGGAUUGCAUUUUUGUAUAAUACAAUUGCUUUGGGGGGGGUAAACUAACUGGAAGUUUGAAGUAAAUGUAACUUAUGUGCAACAGUGAUUCUUUACUGGCAGGGACUGUAAUUAAAUAAUAUUGUGAAACUGA